CACUCGAAAAAAGGGGCAAAUCCUCCCUCGGGCCUCGACUUGGAAGAGCGGAAUCUGAGUCUGAGAGGAAGAAGUGAGGACUUUUUGGAUAUUUAUAUAUAUAUAUAUAUUAAUUGAGGGUCGGGGUUUGCCUGAGUUCGAUGGAGCUGCAGAGGAAGAAGAAUUUCAGGAAGAGAAGGGCAGAGGAAGGAGCAGAAGGGGAGGGAGACCCUCAUGUCAUAUCCGACGACGAACAAGAAAGGAGGAUGACACUGGAGGAGGUGAAAUUCCUGCAGAAACAGAGGGAGAGGAAGUCAGGGAUCCCUGCAGUUUCUAUUAAUGCAUCAUCGUCAUCGUCUUCAAAAACAACGGGCUCUCCAGGUGUAGGGUUUGGGGUUGGCUUUGCUAAAGUCGGCGGCCAUCGUGACAGUGCUAAGAACGACGCUGCCGGUGCUCCUGACGCCGAGAAGGAAGACUUGGUUCUCCACGACAACUUCGCCCAGGAAACUGCUGUCAUGGUUGAAGAUCCCAAUAUGCUAAAGUACGUUGAACAAGAAUUGGCCAAGAAGAGGGGCAGGAAAAUUGAUCCGACAGACCAAGUUGAGAACGACUUAAAGCGUGCUGAAGAUGAAUUAUACAAAAUCCCUGACCAUCUGAAGGUGAAGAGACGAAACUCAGAAGAAAGCUCUACUCAGUGGACCACUGGAAUCGCUGAGGUUCAGCUUCCUAUUGAAUACAAGUUGAGAAAUAUCGAGGAAACAGAGGCUGCCAAAAAGAUUCUGCAAGAGAGGAGGCUCAUGGGUCGGACGAAAUCAGAAUUUACCAUUCCAUCAAGUUACAGUGCUGAUUAUUUCCAACGUGGCAGGGAUUAUGCUGAAAAACUUAGAAGAGAACAUCCUGAGCUGUACAAAGACAGAAGUGUACAGGAUGAUGGCGCUGGAUCCAAACAAAAUGAGACUGGCACAGAUGCAGCAGGACAAAGGCAAGCUGCAACAGAUCAGUUCAUGCUAGAGCGCUUUCGCAAACGAGAACGCCACCGUGUGAUGCGGAGAUAACUUGCACUUGAUUCUUGUCGCAAUUGCAGCUAUAGCUAAGUUGCGAGAAUGGUUUUUGUACUGAUUUGUGUCCUAUGACAUGUCAUUUAUGCUACAUUUGCAGCUCCCGGUUGUUAAAUUAAGUGACACAUUACACUUGUUGCUGCAGAAAUUGUUGGUACCAUUAAUCUUUUGAUAUGCUAAGUUACUAACUGUACAUUAUUUGAGUA
Molecule: messenger RNA, 1243 nt
Organism: Alnus glutinosa
Lineage: Eukaryota; Viridiplantae; Streptophyta; Magnoliopsida; Fagales; Betulaceae
Product: protein COP1 SUPPRESSOR 2
Exons: 6
Coding region: 141-1034 (297 amino acids)
Biological process (GO): mRNA splicing, via spliceosome
Cellular component (GO): spliceosomal complex
Source: RefSeq, a predicted model, not a curated record